Messenger RNA from Aspergillus tanneri, 1113 nucleotides. Its product is annotated as putative formamidopyrimidine-DNA glycosylase. Gene Ontology annotation, biological process: base-excision repair. Lineage: Eukaryota; Fungi; Ascomycota; Eurotiomycetes; Eurotiales; Aspergillaceae. Gene Ontology annotation, cellular component: nucleus. The coding region runs from base 1 to 1113 and encodes 370 amino acids. The record is from RefSeq and is a predicted model, not a curated record. Gene Ontology annotation, molecular function: DNA N-glycosylase activity; DNA-(apurinic or apyrimidinic site) endonuclease activity; zinc ion binding. The transcript has 2 exons.
AUGCCUGAGCUAGCCGAAGUCUCCCGUAUCGUUCACUUCAUCCGCCAGCAUCUUGUCGGAAGGACACUCACCAAAGUAUCAACCCAAAACGAUGACAUCGUUUACGGUAAAGUAGGCACCACUGCAUCUGAAUUUCAGAAUGCUAUGGAGGGAAAGAAAUUAGUGGGUGCGGGACAGCAAGGCAAAUACUUUUGGAUCGUUAUGUCUUCGCCACCCCAUGCUGUCAUGCAUUUUGGUAUGGCAGGCUGGCUCAAAAUCCGAGAUGCGGACACAUAUUACUACAGAACAGAUAAGCCGGAAGACAAGGAGUGGCCUCCAAAAUAUUGGAAGUUUCUGCUGGAAACGGACGGUGAUCCCAAGGCUCAAGCAGCAUUUGUUGAUUUCCGCAGGCUUGGUAGGAUAAGACUCGUGGAUUGUCCUGCGGAGGAGAUUCGUGCACACAGCCCUCUCAAAGAGAACGGACCAGACCCAGUAACCGAUAAAGACACUGUGACGGAAAGCUGGCUAGCGAGCAAACUGAAGAGCAAGAAGGUACCCAUCAAGGCUCUUCUUCUAGAUCAAGCCAACAUAAGCGGAAUUGGCAAUUGGAUGGGAGACGAGAUACUGUAUCACGCAAAGAUACACCCGGAACAAUACAGCAACACUCUACAAGACGAUCAGAUAAAACAACUGCACUCUGCAAUGCAUUAUGUCUGUUCAACUUCAGUGGACCUUCUAGCCGACUCAGAACGCUUUCCAGAAGACUGGCUGUUUAAGCAUCGGUGGGAAAAGGGAAAGAAGAAUGUCCCAUCGGUUCUGCCUAACGGACAAAAAAUCACCUUCAUUACCGUUGGUGGUAGAACAAGCGCCGUCGUCCCCAGUGUACAAAAGAAAACCGGGCCUGUGACUAAAGAUGCAAAUGGCCAGGAUGCCAAUGACACGCAAAAAAGUUCUAAGAGAAAGCGAUCUGUGGUACCUAAAGACGAAAGUGAUGCGGAGGAGGGUAUAGACGGACCCAAAUCCAAGAAAAGAGGGUACAAGCGACAAACAAAGAAGCCUAUCAAAUCUGAGGAGACUGAGGACGUGAAGGCCACAAACAUAAGCAGGAGGCGUUCAACACGUCUUAAAAAGUAA